AUACCAUGUUUGUGUGGCAGCGCCCCAUGCUUGCUGUGCCGAUGCUGCCCUAGUGGAAACAACUCCACUGUUACCAGAUUGAUCUAUGCACUUUUCUUGCUUGUUGGAGUAUGUGUAGCUUGUGUAAUGUUAAUACCAGGGAUGGAAGAACAACUGAAUAAGAUUCCUGGGUUCUGUGAGAAUGAGAAAGGUGUUGUUCCUUGUAAUAUUUUGGUUGGCUACAAAGCUGUGUAUCGCUUGUGCUUUGGCUUGGCCAUGUUCUACCUUCUCCUCUCUUUACUAAUGAUCAAAGUGAAAAGCAGCAGCGAUCCUAGAGCCACUGUCCACAACGGAUUCUGGUUCUUUAAAUUUGCUACAGCAGUCGCAAUUAUUGUUGGUGCUUUCUUCAUUCCAGAAGGCACUUUUACAACUGUGUGGUUUUAUGUAGGCAUGGCAGGUGCCUUUUGUUUCAUCCUCAUACAACUAGUCUUGCUUAUUGACUUUGCCCAUUCUUGGAAUGAAUCAUGGGUUGAAAAGAUGGAAGAAGGGAACUCAAGAUGUUGGUAUGCAGCCCUAUUAUCAGCUACAGCUCUGAAUUAUUUGCUGUCUUUAGUUGCCAUCAUCUUAUUCUUUGUCUACUACACUCACCCAGCCGGUUGUUCAGAAAAUAAGGCAUUUAUCAGUGUCAACAUGUUGCUCUGCAUUGGUGCUUCCGUAAUGUCUAUACUGCCCAAGAUCCAAGAAUCACAACCAAGAUCUGGCUUGUUACAGUCUUCAGUAAUUACAGUCUACACAAUGUAUUUGACAUGGUCUGCUAUGACCAAUGAACCAGAAACAAAUUGCAAUCCAAGUCUACUAAGUAUUAUUGGCUUCAAUACCACAAGCCCUAUCCCAAAGGACGGGCAGUCUGUCCAGUGGUGGCAUCCCCAAGGAAUUAUAGGACUGGUUCUCUUCCUGCUGUGUGUGUUUUAUUCAAGCAUCCGUACUUCCAACAAUAGCCAGGUUAAUAAACUGACUCUAACAAGUGAUGAGUCAACACUGAUAGAAGAUGGGAAUGCCAGAAGUGAUGGAUCCCUAGAAGAUGGGGAUGAUGUUCACCGAGCUGUAGAUAAUGAGAGGGAUGGCGUCACUUACAGUUACUCCUUCUUUCACUUCAUGCUUUUCUUGGCUUCGCUUUAUAUCAUGAUGACCCUCACCAACUGGUACAGGUACGAGCCUUCUCGUGAGAUGAAGAGUCAGUGGACAGCAGUCUGGGUGAAAAUCUCUUCCAGCUGGAUUGGAAUUGUGCUGUAUGUUUGGACACUGGUGGCACCACUUGUUCUCACAAAUCGUGAUUUUGACUGAAUCGGACUUCUGGCAUGAAAGUCCCACUUUGGUCAUUGUUUAUUUGACAUUAGCAGUAUUCCCAAUUUUUGUAAAGUUGUAUGUGUGUUGUAUAACUGUUUAUCUCUUGCAUGAAUUAGAUUUACUCUGCCAUUUUUUCCACAUCCUUGCUAAGUGUAUUGAUGAUAUGAAUCGCAAAGGGAGAAUUUUGAAUAAGAUAGUAAAAUUAGGAAAGGUGGACACCGAUAGGCAUAUCAUCUACUCUGUACAUAGAAAAUUAAAGUGACAAGAAUUCUUGACAGUUGGUUUCAAAAUUGUGUUAGACCUUAUGCUAUUUUAGAAACAUAACUAUGGCUGCCUUUUGAAAUACUUGGUGUGUUGCCUUACAGAGAACUGCAAAGCAAAUAGCUGUUCUAAUAUUAUGUAAAUAAGUCACAAACUAGUUGUCUGAAAAAUGCAAGUCACUUUAGGUUUGUCAGGUUUUUCUCUUACUAGGUACAGAAUGUUCAUGUUCAAUGGAAAAGUUACAAUGUGGAGGGAGGCUAAGGAACAGACAAAAGCCUUCAUAGUAAGUGAAUACUCAUAGACCAUGAGAUUUAAGAUCUUAGAUCAUGACUUUCUCUCUAAGAAAGGGUGGCUUUCACCAACAAAAUGGACUUUGUUUGGUCUUUACAAACAUACAAUUAUGAAUUUCAUAGAGAUGUUAGCAGCUCUGAAACAUUUGUUCAAGGUUUUAAAAAGGAAAAUCAUGUGUUAGAAAAUUUUGAAGCUAAACAUUUGCAAAUCCAAACUGGGAACCCUCCAACAGGACAUGAAGUAUUAGGCUCUGGGUUAGGUACUUAAGAUCUAGUCCAGCUCUUACUUUAAAAACGGAAGUUGAAGCACAGGCUCAACUAGCUCAGAUAGCUAGUUAGUGGCAAAGUUGAGAAACUGUUUCCAAAACUAGCCAACAUUCAGACAUAAAAACUUUUGUAUCCAAAAUGCAUUAUUCACUUAAUAAAUCAUUAAUAGUAGAUAAUUUGUGUGAUAUGUAUUGCUGCUGUUCAGCAUGCUUUUUAUCCAAACAUGAAGUCCAGGAGUAUAAUGAACUUGUUAGAAUAGACUACUUACAUUGUAUUACACUAUACAUUUAAACAUUGCUUAAAAUGUUUGUAUUUACUGCCAUGUAGUUGAUAGUCAACUUGAUUUAGAUAAAAAUACUUAUUUAUGUGUAAAUCAGUAUUUAGUAAAGCUUAGUUUACAUUUGCUUCUUUAAAAAUAUUUAUUCUGCACAUGGAAUAUAACAAUUACCCUUAAUUUCCCAAACUUACUGUUAAUAUUGUGUUUCACAAUUUUGAAUGGCUGUUCUGUCUCUUAAAUAAAUGAAUUCAGAGAAAAUGUG
This is a messenger RNA of Cricetulus griseus (Chinese hamster), 2683 nucleotides long. Lineage: Eukaryota; Metazoa; Chordata; Mammalia; Rodentia; Cricetidae. The record is from RefSeq and is a predicted model, not a curated record.